AUGGAUAAAAUACAUACUGAGCCGGAGGAUAAUAUCGCUGUGGAUCCCACAACCCAUAUCGCGACCGUCUAUGGCGAUGACUGGCAGUCGGAAACCACUUCGAUCGGCUCAUCGCUUUAUCGGGGGCUCGAGGAGAAUGGCCGACGGUAUCAAACAUUGAGCCACAAAGAAUAUCUGUACGCCUGGGUUUCCGAAUCAAGGAUUCCAUCCGAUGAGAAGCAGUUUGAGACAUACGAAGCUGGCCAUUUGGUAGCCCUCGUUAUGGACUCAGACCAGGAGAACCCUCUCUUCCGGGCGCCCGUUAAGAACCCCAAGCAUAUCCUCGACCUUGGAACAGGUUUAGGUAACUGGGCCAUCGAUGUAGCCGACAUGUUCCCAACAGCUAGCGUUCGCGGAGUCGAUCUCUACCCACCACCAGUAACAUGGACGCCACCAAACUGCAUCCUAGAAGUCGACAACAUCGCCGAAGACUGGACCUGGAAUGAACCCCAAGACCUAAUCCACAUGCGCAUUAUGAUCGGAGCCUUCGAUAACGCAGAAUGGGAUCGAGUCUACCAACAAUGUUACGACAAUAUCCGUCCCGGCGGCUGGAUCGAGCAACUAGAAGCAAGUCCCUUCAUCGAAUGUGACGACGACAGCCUACCAGCAGACAACAUCCUCCGUAGCUGGGGACCAACGCUGUCGGCGUGCGGUAAGCGUGCCGGGCGGCCACUGGGAACAAUCGAUAUGAUGCAAGACGCCUUCCGCAAGGCUGGGUUCGUGGAUAUCUGUGAAAAAGAAUACAAGUGGCCCAUUGGGCCUUGGGCCCGUGACCAUAGAUAUAAAGAGGCCGGUACUGUUAACUACCAUCAUUGGACAUCUGGUAUGGAGGGCUGGGCUAUGUGGUUGCUUUGCAAAUUCGGGGCUCCGGAGCCUUGGUCGAAGGAGGAGGUUAUUGUUUAUGUUGCGAAGUUGAGGAAUGAGCUUAAAAAUCCUCGCUACCAUAUUUAUGAGCGCGCGCGACGUGUGUGGGCGAGGAAGCCUUUCCUUGAGGAGAUCGCGGCGAGAGCGAAGGAUGCGACUAACGAUGGGGUCACUAUCAAGAGUGAGAACUGA
Molecule: messenger RNA, 1095 nt
Organism: Penicillium vulpinum
Lineage: Eukaryota; Fungi; Ascomycota; Eurotiomycetes; Eurotiales; Aspergillaceae
Exons: 9
Coding region: 1-1095 (364 amino acids)
Molecular function (GO): methyltransferase activity
Source: RefSeq, a predicted model, not a curated record